Messenger RNA from Linepithema humile (Argentine ant), 9070 nucleotides. RefSeq lists its product as uncharacterized. Gene Ontology annotation, cellular component: endoplasmic reticulum. The record is from RefSeq and is a predicted model, not a curated record. Lineage: Eukaryota; Metazoa; Arthropoda; Insecta; Hymenoptera; Formicidae.
UAUUUGCAUUAGCAAUAUUUACAUAUUUAUAAAUUAAUUUUAAAUUUAUGUUAUAUGUAUUCUGUUGUUUAUUCAGCAUAUUACAGUCCAGAUUUACUGAAAUAUCGAGAAAAGAAAAAAUAACGAUAAACAUUACAUAAUUACAACUGAUGGCGUAUGAAGAAGGUUAUCAUUUAUCAACGCUCUCGUAUAUCCUGUAGUUAGUUUCAAGGUUAUCUAUCAGUGUAUUCAGUUGCAACCGUUGUGUAACAGAUUUAAAAUGGAUUUAGAAGUUUCCCCGAUCACAAAGGUCUCGGGAUUAUGCCCGGAAUAGAAACGACAUUUCGAAAACAUAAAUUCUUGGUAAAUAAAAGAUCGCAUCUAGACGAUAUAACCUGGUUUCUUAUUGCAUAUGCAAAUAAAUAUAGAGGCAUAUCGGUGAUCAAUGACGCCAUGUAUGCCAUUGCAAACCGCUACUCGGUUGUACAAGUUAAAUUUGCGGGAAACACGACAGCGAAGGCAACCGUAACCGGAGAUUGAUCGAAUGCGCUUUACGGCACGUGGUGCAUCGUUCGCGGUGCGGCAAAGUUCAUCGGUGUGACGGCGCGAUGCGGGAAACUUGAGAUUCUGAACGGCAGCGGGCGAUCGGCGGAAUCGAUAUACGUAUAUACGUACGAAACGUGACGUUCUCAACGAUGAUCAUGAGUUAUAACGUGAUGCCGCUGAAGAAGCACGAGGAAAUCAGUUAUCGCGUUAAAUGCGUCACGGUGGAGAAUGAACGGGUGUUCGGCGAUGUGUACGUCACCCAGCAAACGCGGCGUCUCGAUCACCGAUCGGACAAGGAUCCUCUUCCGCCGUUUUAUAGAAGAAGGAGGCGCAAUCUGAUACAGCAAACUUUGAACGGACCGGAUUUCAUGGAGCUGAACAAACGAUCGACCGGAAACGACGCGAGCUCGCACCGGCAAAAGCGCUCCAAGUCGAUGGGAGACGAGCCGAGCAUGAUUGCGUUUAAUUAUGAGAAUCCCGACGCUGUCAUUAAGAAGCCUAAGACAUAUCCACCACCCUUGCAUUACUCGCUGCCACAGAAAGAAAUCGUGAUUACGUCGCUAGUGGAUCAGCUGCUAUUGGACAUUUAUGGCAUUCCGAUAGGCGACAAGGGACGUUCAGAAAGCGAUUCAACGGCUUCGUCCUUGAAACCACGCCCACAACAUCAAUAUCUGCAGAAAACGCGUCUGCUAUUGAAAAGAAAAGAUGAACUGCAGAUUCUGCUCACGACUCUACAUGACCACAUCAUUCACACAGGCGGUCUGCUUAUUCGCCAGCUGCGCCGAAAGGAUUAUCUCACUGCCAAACGUGAUAAACAGUGUGAUGUCAUUACAGCCUAUCUACAAGCACACAGCGCGAAACGAUUCGAAGAUACGAAAAUGAGAUUCAGUUUGACACCGCAACCAGGGGAGAGUGGUUUUAUACAAUGGCUAGACGCGAUGAAGAAGGUUGCCAAAUUGCAAGGAGGCAUGCCGCCAGAAUUUCGGAAAAGGUUGUGGCUGACGCUGGCGGAACGUCAUCUGGAACAACGCGGCGUAGAUUGGAAGCAGGCUGAGAAAGUCUGUUUCAAUGAGUGGAGUAAUCCAGACGACGAGGAGCUCGGCAUACAAAUUGUAAAAGAUCUGCACAGAACAGGCUGCAGCCUGUUCUGCGGCGCUGCUGGCCGGGACAAUCAAGCGGUGCUACGUCGAGUCUUGCUGGGUUUCGCCCGCUGGAACAAGACUGUCGGCUAUUGCCAGGGCCUGAACGUUCUAGCCGCUCUCGUCUUACAAGUAAUGGAUCGCGCGGAGUCCUCGGCUGUGAAGGUGAUGAUAUAUUUGAUAGAAGGCGUUCUACCGGAGGGCUAUUUCGCCGAUAAUCUACGAGGCCUCUCCGUGGAUAUGGCGGUGUUCCGCGAUCUCCUGCGCUCGAGGUUGCCGAAGUUGUCUAAGCACCUCGAGGCGCUUCAGACCGACGCGAAGGAUAAAGCGACGGGAAGUAGCUACGAACCGCCACUCACGAAUGUGUUCACCAUGCAAUGGUUCCUCACACUUUUCUGCCACUGCUUACCGCAAGAAGCGGUGCUUCGUGUCUGGGAUCUGAUAUUUCUCGAAGGUGAUGAAGUACUCCUUAGAACGGCACUCGCUAUCUGGGAAGGCCUCUCCGAUCGCAUAAUGACCGUAACAUCGGCAGAUGAAUUCUACAGUAUAAUGGGAGUGCUGACGAGAGAGAUGCUAGAAUUCACCGACACAAACAAUCUCAUAAAGAACAUUGUUAGCAUGGGACCCUUACAUGGUGUGACAAGUUUGAGAGAAAAGCAUCGAUAUAACAUCACCCCGUGGGCGCGCAAACUGAGCGACGAUGACGACAGCGAGACAGAAGAGGACGAGAGAUUGGCUGUGGCAGCUGCCAUGUUCAGUAUGGCUCAACGUAUAAAAAAAGAUCGUUUACCGUCGACAAUAGGAGCGCUACAAGCCAUGGCACCCAGCAGCGACCGAGAACGCCUUGCUCUAGAUAUUAGUACGCUGAAGCAGCAAUAUGCAAAACUACGAGAACGGCAACGGCAAGCACACAUAAUACUUUCCGCCGCGUGCGCGAGACAGACCAUGGUACCUACGCCUGCUUCCACAGCCAUGAAUCAUCUGUUAGUGGGCAAAAAUGCCCUCGUGAGUGGAAAGAAUCGACCACUGAGUCUACCGUCUGCCACUGCCACAUCGAAGUUACGGCCGACGGCCCUUCACAGCCCGAAAAAUCGCAAAGAAAGACAAGGUGUCACGCUUCACUGGAAAGAUGCGAAAAGGCCGAAACAGAGAGCCGGCGACGCCGGUGAUGCCGACGCCUUUGGUACAGCAUUUGUACAAUCGCCGCCCGAAACGUCAUCUGUGACGUCACCUAACCGGAUUGACAGCGAUAGUGACAGCACGUCGACGGAGCUGUGCGACGAGCCGGAUCGUCUGAGCGACGUCGAUAGCGAAGAGCUUACGUCAGCGUCCGAUUCUUACGUCAUGGCGACGGACGACGAAAAGCAUGCUUGCGCGGAGGGUUCGUCGACCUCGUCGAGUACACCCGCGCGCUCGUACAUCAAGAGCGAGCAAAUGACGACGGUCGAGGAACCGCAGACAGGUCCGAUCCUCGGAAUCGAAUGCGUCGACAAGUCUCCGUCUUUGACUGAAAUCUCCAUCGCCAAAAUCACCGAUCAAAUACGAAGACUCUCGGCGGAAGAUGACAAUAAUACGACGGUUUCUCAAAUACCGAGCGUGCGCGACAACGACAAUGUGCUGUCGACUGGCGAUUAUUCGGUCGAGAGAUCACAGGCAAAGGAACCGGAUUCGCAGCCGCAGGAUUCCGUCGAAUACGUGUCAAGCGAAAUCGUGGACGCGACUAGAUCGUCAAAGAUUGUAAAUAGUUACGAUUACUUAAGCUUCAAAUCUAAUCUCGUCGAUGAGAAGACGGAUGAUAUCCUGAUGAACAGAACAGAUCGACUGAAAGAUAUUAAAGAAGAAAAAGAAAUCGUACGGGCUAAUAGUAAAGAAAUUAUAGGCCUUAAAACGAAUGCAAUGGAAACUACUGUGAGUAGUAUAUCACGGGUUAGUCCUGAAGAGCAAACGAACAUUUCUUUAGAUAGAAAUUAUGAUAAAUUUGUCACGUCUUUAGAUACAAACGAUACCUUCGAAUCAUCCCUGAAAUUUUCCAGCAAAAUUUAUCUGGAUGGAAAAAACGAUAACAAUUCGAAUGACAAAGAUAUCGCGAGCAGCGGAGAUUCGGACAUCACAACAGAAUCACUAUCCUUUUAUUCUAAACGAUACGUUGUAGGCCACCUUCCAAUUUCGCCGGCAACAAUGGAUAGCAAGCUAACGAAGCUGUCGCACGAGAUUUACAAUGUUGCGGUGAACCCGGAAAAUCUGACGAGUCCCGACGCGAGUUUAAAGAGAGAUGCGUUUAGCGACAAGCAACGAACGGCGUCGACGAAAUCGUACUCCGAUUUGAAGAAAAGCCCGAAAACUCCGGAAAGCACAAAGUCAUUCAGUUCCGGAGAGACGAUGGGUCCCGAUUCGAAGCCCUCUAGUUUGACCGUCAGUCCGAGAACACCGAUCAAAUCGGAUUCACGCGACUUCUCGAUAGACAAAUCGGCCUGUUCGUCCGUCAGCUCAGAUUCCAAGACUCUCGUUCUUCUUUCGGUAAGCUCGGAUAUUGUGCACGAAACUUCAAAGCUGACCACGAAAAAAACAUCGUACGAGAAAUCAAGCCCGUCAACUCCGAUCAGUACGGAUUCGCUGAGAAAUAAAUCCGAGUCAAGUCCGAAGUUUGUGAUCAGCAGUUCCAGCGAUUCGUGCAGUCCGGCAGACAAAAUCAAGUCUUCCGAGCGGUCAUUCAGUUCUGAUCUGCAGUCGCCCGUAAGUGCCAAUUCCAUAAAGUACACCGCAAACUACGGCAAACGAGGCCAGGAUAAUCUAUCAGAUUCGCCGAUUGACCUGAGCACCGCAACCUCGCCAUUUUAUCCCAUCGCGAAUCCUAAUCAGAAAACGCCCUCGCCGUACAGUGUGAAUAAGCGAAGAAGCAGCAUAGAGAGCGCCGACACGUCACCCGAUCAGAAAUCGAUCAGCUCGAAGGAAACAACUAAAUUCUCGGGAUAUCAAACAAAACUAGAUCCUUCGCCGAAAUCAAUUGAAACCAAGGAAAGUGAAAUUGCCGAACGGAUUUCCGAGAGAAGCGAUCUGUUUGUCAGACCACAAUUCGCGUUGAAUACAGAGCUGAAUGCGGGUUACACGCCGAGGGAGAAGAGCAAAGCUGAUUUGAGCACUUACGAAUCGAUCGGCGACGAAUCGUAUCGAGAUUUCGCUAAUGACAACACGGAUGAUCCGCUGUCAGAGAAGGACGUAGUGCCUCAAUUGCCGCACGAGAAGCUUGAUAAGCACUAUCUAAACUACAAUUACAGACGUAGAGAUCGAUCAAAGUUGACCGAGAGAAGCUCCAGUAGUCUCGAGAGAAGAUGUACCGAUUUGAAAUCUUCCUCUUCGAUUGAUGAAUUCAACACAACGAUGGCGAAGAAGAGAUCUAGCGAUAUCCUGGAGAACAUGAAGCAUCUGGAAGCGAAAGUUUUUAGCGACGGAUCGACUGACGCUAACAUGCUGACAAAGAAAUCGAGUGACAUUUGGGAAGAUAUGAAAAACUUAGAGGCGAGACGACAGGAUACCUUCAGUAAUUCCGCGAGCAACUUCUCGAAACGGCGCUUGGAAAUUCCGGAUAUAAAUAUAACAAGCGAGGGUAGAAAAUCAUACGUGGUGCAUCCAAAAAUUAAUAUCGACGAGAACAGCGAUAGUAUACUGAAAAGCAUAGCAUGCAACAAAAAUAGCAGUGACGUGGAUGACGGUAGGGAGUCGAAGGUCGGCGUGUGGACGAAAGUGAAACCGCGAAAAAAAGGCGACAACGGGCGCAGAAGUAGCGACAGAGCGUUGAAAAUUAUUCAGGAAAACUCGGCCAUACUGCACAAGAUUCUAGCCUGCCAGGCGAAGAAACGCCUGCCAGAUCUCGAGGAGAUAUCCAAGGAAAUCACCAUCAGUCCGAUAAACGAGGAAAUCUCCAAGAUAUUCAGUCCGAUUCUCGAGAAAAUGGGAUUAAACGAGCACGAAAUAAACGAAGAAUUGGCUCGGAUAAAUUUCAAAGAUUUUGACAGCAUGACCGCUACUAGUGUUUCGGAGUUCGACGCAAAGAUCAACGAAGAAUUAACGAAACUCUCUCUUAUCGACGACGCGGAACAAAUCGAUCACCUGGACGUGGACGAGAUCAUCGCGAACGACUAUCUGGACACGCGGGAGGCGCUUCUAGAUCACAAGAUAAACGAGGAGCUCUCUAAACUGCUAGCGAACUACGAGGAGGAGUCGCCGCCGAGUAUGAUUAAUUUGGAGAAAAAUUCAUCCAGUCAGAACGCAAGUGAGAUAGAAGGUCUCGAUCUUACGAGUAUUUCGACGAACGUAUUUUCUUACAAAUCCUCCAACGACUCUAUCGAAACUAGAAGCGACAUGGAGCCCGCGCACGACGGCGUAAUUCAGCAUUCCGAAAAGUUUCCGUUCGCGACACUCAAGUACGAGCAAACCAUGUCGCCGAAGAGCGACAUAGACAUUUACAGGGAGUUGCAGAAACUCGACAAAAUCUCUUACGCGCAUAUGUUGCCGGACACGUCUCUAGAGAUGCCGCCGAAACGAUUGUCGCCUAUUACGUACGUAUCCGACGCUUCACCAUAUCCGGAAGUAUCAUCCGCGACGAGAUACGCGCCGAAAACAAGUCCGUUCGAUACCACGCCGAGCACGCUGAAGAGUACUUAUGAGCCUUACAAGAGCUUCGAUUUUCCGAGCAGGCCAUCGCCGCGGGACAACCUUUACACCGCGUACGAUAAGCCCAGCGACUCCACGUUCGAAUACGUUGAUUCCAAACCGAGAAUUUCUAUCGAUCCUUACGAUCUGCACCCGAAAAGUUCGAUGUUAUCGAAAGAAUCAUUGGAGUUUCGCGUGAGAUACGACGACGAGUCGCCGAGAUCGAUCGGCGGCGAUUACGCCGCGGUCCAAGACAGCAAAUCCGCGGUCUUUCUGAAUACAGGGAAUUCUUACUACAGCAACAAUAAAACGGUCACGCCGACAAAAUACGUCAGCAAGGAGGAGAAAUGUUUGGACAUCGGAGAUUAUACGAGUGACACGUCGGAUUUUUUGCGUCAUAAGUACAGCGUUUUGUCUCCGAAGGAAUAUUCGCACGUUAGAAGCACGGAUUACGAUAAAUCUUUAAGCGUAUUGCCGCACGUUACGAUGGAAUCAGAGUCGGAUAUCGGCUCCUAUCUGCCGACGAGACAUCGCGAUUACAACGUGCUGUCGCCCAGUCGUCAAUACAAAGAUCAAUACUUCUCGUCUAGCCCGAAUCACUACAGUCCGAAGCUUUCUCCGAAUCUAGCGGAAGAGAAUCUAGCGAAGAGACCUGUCAUCUCUCCGGAGUCUCCGGGCAAGAUAAGCGCUGGUAAAUAUAGCGAUCUCGCAAACAAAGGAUCGAAUUGUUACAAGAAGUCAACACUGAAUCUCGACACUAUGGAAAACGCGAAUAAAAACGACGACAACAUCGACACCACUCCGAGUCCAAAGACGCACUUCAGUCCUUUCCCCGUUAGGAAUAACACUCGAAAGCCAAAAGAACUGACGCUAAAAUUGGGCUUGUAUUCGCCAAAAGGUUCCGAUUUCGACCAACUAAAGAAAUCGUAGUGCUCAGUAAUUAGUCGGAGCGACGCAGCUUUCGACAUACAUGAAAGUUCGCAUGUGAACCGAUACGUUAUUGCGAAAAGCGAUAUCUAUACUCGCUAAUCAAUCAUUCCGACAGAUUCCGAUACUUAAAAAGUGUGAAACGAAACAUACCCGUUUCCGUGAGUCCCGUAUCGAUUUUCCGAAUUUAACAAAGUGGGCCUAAAUCGUCGCCUAAGCAUUCUUAAAUCGUAACUGAUGCUGUUAGACAAACUAGACGAUGUAAGCUUAAUUAGUAAUAAGGCUUUAAGGUAAUGACUCAACUAAAAUAAAUUUGUGUAAGUUUUUCAUUGCUCGCUCAGACAAUUGUAAACCGCAAAUAUAUCGUUCUUCUUUUUUUUUAAAUAACGCGCAAAUUUAAUUUGACCAAAAUCAGACGCUAAUGCGAAAAUAACGUAAAAAUUAAUGAACAGAUCGUACUCGCGAUAAGUGUAAAAUAUAUCUCCACAAAUGCAAUUAAAUUUGGGAAUAUUGCUGAAAUAAUACGUCAUGCGUUAUUGAUACGAUUACGAAAUAGCAAAUCCGGGCAAAGCAGAUUAAUGAUAAAUCCAUUCCCCAUAUUUGUCAGCACGUUUCUCGCUUCCUGUCCUUUAUUGUAUCAUUGAAAGAUAAUGUGAACUUCACAGAUAUUCGGAUAUUCAAGAUAUAUAUUCAAGGUUAUCCAAAAAAAGCAUUAACAUUUGAAAGCUUACAUAAUGCAAUCGCUAAAUUUAUAAUAAAAUGCCUUCGAUUCCCUCCAAUUUUGAAUGCCAAAAUUUCCUACAAAACAACUUCCAAAUUGAUCGCGAUAUGCAACUUGCAAUUAGAUUAACUAAGAGAAUUUUACGAAAUGCCCUUUUCGCUUCAUCUUAAUUGUGCCAUAUUACUGGUUUUUUAUCAUGAUAUAAUAUAUCUGAAAAGAAAACAUCUGUAAUAUGACAAAUUCUCUUCAGCAAAAAAAGAAUAUACGAAACGCGACGUAAAUUUACAAGUUGUCAAAAUAGAGCUUAAUUUAUUUAUAUUUGCGCGAAGUAUUUAUAUUGAUGCGUUUAGCUGUAAGCGAAUCAUACACUACAAAUUAGAUGUAAAAGAAGCAAAAGAUUGUAUAUAAUUCCAAAUAUUGAUUGUAUGUUACGAAUAACUUCAAGGUCCUUCAGUAUCUUUUUAUAUAAAAUAAAAGUAGUAUUUUUAGAUGUUUCUAAUAAGAAAUAUUCAGAUUUAUCAAUACAGAAUUGAAAAUCAGCUCAUUUAAACAAGCUGCAGCUAAAGCGCAUAUAGAUAAGAACCUGUUGCUACAAAUCUUUACUGUCAAAUGGUUUCAAUUCAGAUGAAAUAAAUCGUGUCAAGGGACUCGUACGGGAUAGUUUUCUGUUUUACUGCGACGAUUCGAAUGUUUCUUAUCAAGAUAUUUAACCAAUCAAUUUAUAGCUUGUGCUUGAACUUAAAAUGAUGCUUCUGUAAGAUAUUUAUAGUGUGUAGAAAAAUUGUUGUAUUUCAUCCCUUGUCACUACACGAUUUUUGCACCAACGCACCAACAAUUCAAUACAGCUCAUAAUUAGCCUACUAGAAUAUUUUCCCAAUGAUCACUUGGAGAAUAUUUGCCCAAUCAUCUGUGAUAGUUUAGAAAAAUGAUAACAUGCGAGAUGUUAAUAUGUUAACAUAAAAAGUGUAUUACGACUUGAUUAUAUAUUAAUUUAGAUAUUAGUUCUUUGAUAACUCUGAUGUUCUAAAAUUUCUUCUGAAUACUGCCUUUUCUCAUUUUGCAUCUAAAAAUAAUUUAAUGUCAAAAUUUCAUUUAUCGCUAAUAACAA